This is a messenger RNA of Tupaia belangeri chinensis (Chinese tree shrew), 1770 nucleotides long. It is a transcript of the gene LMBR1, whose product is annotated as limb development membrane protein 1. Gene Ontology annotation, cellular component: plasma membrane. Gene Ontology annotation, biological process: signal transduction. The coding region runs from base 183 to 1493 and encodes 436 amino acids. Gene Ontology annotation, molecular function: transmembrane signaling receptor activity. The record is from RefSeq and is a predicted model, not a curated record. The transcript is spliced from 15 exons. NCBI's taxonomy places the organism in Eukaryota, Metazoa, Chordata, Mammalia, Scandentia, Tupaiidae.
GGGUGCCAGCAGGGGACAGGGAGAGAGUGAACACCGAGUUGGAUCAGAAUUGGAGGCAUCGGUUGGAACUCACACUGUUCAACUCUAGAGAGUUGCAGAACUCUGUGUGUGUACUGUGUACAUGCGUGCAGAGCAGAGGCUGUAUUCCCUAGCUCUGUCUGUCCACUGGGGUGCCCGGGAACAUGGCUUCCCGAUACCGGUUAUUUUUGAGCACAUUCACUCUAGCAGUUUCAGCUGGGGCUGUUUUGCUUUUACCCUUCUCAAUAAUCAGCAAUGAAAUCCUGCUUUCUUUUCCUCAAAACUACUAUAUUCAGUGGCUAAAUGGCUCCCUGAUCCAUGGUCUGUGGAAUCUCGCUUCUCUCUUCUCCAACCUUUGUUUAUUUGUGUUGAUGCCCUUUGCCUUUUUCUUUCUGGAAUCAGAAGGUUUUGCUGGCCUGAAAAAGGGAAUCCGAGCCCGCGUCCUGGAGACCCUGGUCAUGCUGCUGCUCCUGGCCCUGCUGGUCCUCGGCAUGGUGUGGGUGGCGUCGGCGCUCGUGGACAAUGGCGCGGCCAGCAUGGAGUCUCUGUACGAUCUCUGGGAGUUCUACCUACCUUACUUAUACUCUUGUAUAUCGUUGAUGGGAUGCCUGCUGCUGCUCUUGUGCACACCCGUCGGCCUCUCCCGCAUGUUCACGGUGAUGGGUCAGCUGCUAGUGAAGCCAGCGAUUCUUGAAGAUCUCGAUGAACAAAUUUAUAUUAUUACCCUAGAGGAAAAAGCACUCCAGAGACGACUAAAUGGACAAUCUCCAUCAGUAGAAUACAACGUAAUGGAGUUGGAACGAGAACUGGAAAAUGUCAAGACUCUUAAGGCAAAAUUAGAGAGACGGAAAAAGGCUUCAGCAUGGGAAAGAAAUUUGGUGUACCCUGCCGUUAUGGUCCUCCUCCUCAUUGAGACAUCCAUCUCGGUCCUCCUGGUGGCCUGCAACAUCCUCUGCCUGCUGGUCGAUGAGACAGCAAUGCCAAAGGGAACAAGGGGACCUGGAAUAGGAAACGCCUCUCUCUCCACGUUUGGCUUUGUGGGAGCCGCGCUUGAAAUCGUUUUGAUUUUCUAUCUCAUGGUGUCCUCUGUUGUCGGGUUCUACAGCCUCCGGUUUUUUGGAAGCUUUACUCCCAAGAAGGAUGACACAACUAUGACAAAGAUCAUCGGGAACUGCGUGUCCAUCCUGGUCUUGAGCUCCGCCCUGCCUGUGAUGUCAAGGACACUGGGAAUCACUAGAUUUGAUCUACUUGGAGACUUUGGAAGAUUUAAUUGGCUAGGAAACUUCUAUAUUGUAUUAUCCUACAACUUGAUGUUUGCUAUUGUGACAACAUUGUGUCUGGUCAGAAAAUUCACCUCUGCUGUACGAGAAGAACUUUUCAAGGCCCUAGGACUUCAUAAACUUCACUUAGCAAAUACUCCGAGGGAUGCGGAGACACCCAAGCCUUCUGCAAAUGGGCACCAGAAAGCGCUGUAGAUGCGCAGCUGCCUCGUGCUGUGGCCAAGGGCCCGGGAGCUCCAGACUCACGACAUUCCCGCUGCACAGAUGCGUCUUCAGACUGCCCAGCUCAUGGUCUGGGCCUGGAACCGGCGUGUCACUUUUCAUGAUCUGCUAAGACUUGGCUAGUGCUGAUCUUCUUUUUAAUUUAACUUUCUGAUAGGUGCUGUAGCUUCCAGCUACACGAGACUCCUUAGAGACGUGUAGAGCAGCGUCUUCUGUAGACAUCAGUAAAUACAGUCAUCCGCAUGGGAAA